Molecule: messenger RNA, 1491 nt
Organism: Symbiodinium natans
Lineage: Eukaryota; Dinophyceae; Suessiales; Symbiodiniaceae
Source: the annotation of a GenBank genome assembly
AUGUUCGAGGAUCAAAAGCUUGCUUCCAGCAAGCCCAUCUCAGUGCGCCACUGGCGGCAUACCCUGGCUGUUGCUUCCGGGCACCGUCCUCCUGCACCAGGAGGUGCGGACCCCGAAGCUACAGCGGCAAUUGCCACAGAGGAUCCCAACGGCUUGGAUAACUUUGCGGACGUCAGGGCGGCCAGUGGUGUGGAGCUUGAUGAGAUCCGGAGGGUGGCUUCUGCCAACAAUGCCUUUGUCCGACCGUUUGUCGUUGACAAGAGCAACGUCGUUCCGAUGUCUGGCGCGGAUCUGCUCCAGCAAAACAAGUACCGCAGCCUUCCGAACUCGCGUAUGGAUCUGGGUGCUGGGCAUGAGGAGCAGGUUCUAACAUUGGUCCCGCCGCUUGCCGCUCCCGCCGAGAGUAAAAUUUGGCUCGUUGCCUCUGCUGGCCAAUUCUGCGUGGUGAAUCCCCUGCGCGGGCAUGUGGAUCUGUGUCUACCCGGCAGCAAGCACGGAGGGGUGGAGGGCUGCAUCUUUUUUGUGCCAGCCGCACUGGUGCAAGCAUUGCGUACCGUGGUCCAAUGGGAGCAUGAUCUCGACGUCCUCACGUGUGGCGUGGGGACGCGUGCGUCCAAGCAUAGGCGAACGAACGCCGCCCUCCCGGACCUGCAAGCGUGCUUGGUCGCUGCUGCUGUGCGCGUCGCCCCUCUCCAAUCACGCGCUCCGCACGGCGCCGCCCCUUGCUGGCCAUCCAAGCCCGGCACAACAGUGGCUAACGCCGGCACCCACUCGGGCCGUGCGUUGUGUUGCGAUGCGACACUGGUAUCUCCCCUGUCCCGCAACGGGCAGCUGCAAGGCCGAGCUGCCGAGCAAAACGGGGCAGCGCUGGCCGCCGCCGAACGAAACGCCAAGCCACGUAUCCGAGAGGCCCGGCCGAAGGACAUCACGUUGCUGGUUGCGAAAAGGCCUGGGGUUGCCAAGUCGUUAUUGGCAGAAGAGCUCGCCCUGGCAACCGGCGAAAAGCCAUGCGUGUUGCAGCUCCAUCGCGACACACGAGCGGGCGAUUUAACAUCGCGAGGCGGCGUUGUCAAGAAACAGGCGCUGGAUGGAGGACGUGGCGAAGCAGUGAGCUACGUGGCCGAACCUGGCGGGGUGCUGACCGCCGAUGUGUGUGUGCUCGAUGAUGUGACGAGGGCCCCAGGCGAAGUCCUCUCGCGCCGUGCCCAGCCCUGCCUGCAACUGCACCUCGAGAUCUCGGUCAUCAAGAAUGCAGACAUGGCGGAGGAUAUGCAGCAGGAUGCGAUUGACUGCGCCACGCAGGCACUUGAGAAGUACAACAUCGAGAAGGACAUUGCUGCUUUUAUCAAGAAGGAGUUCGACAAGAAGUACAACCCGACCUGGCACUGUGUGGUCGGUCGAAAUUUUGGCUCCUAUGUGACCCACGAGACCAAGCAUUUCAUCUACUUCUACCUCGGGCAAGUGGCCAUCCUGGUGUUCAAGUCCGGCUAA